AUUAUAAAGGGUCGCCAUCAAGGAACAUGUAGCCAGAACCAGAGCAAGUGCUCUUGUGUUUGGACAGAGUGUGAGUGACGGGGGUGGCGUUGUACCUGUGAAAUUGCGAAUCUGAGCGGAGCUUGUUGCUGUUGUUUGAACCUUCGGUUGUCAUUUCUGAGGAACAAGUCAUGGAGGCGGGGUGUAUGAAACGACAAUGGUUGAAGGCUUCUCAGCUGGGCCGCUGCUUCCUCCUCUUACUGCUUAUGCUGAGCCCGUCGUUCGGAGACGCGUGGUACUAUAAAGAAGAAAUUGCGUCGCUCCAAGCACUGUUUGCAGCGUGGAACAAGAGCAAUCCGCCAGCUGACUUGGAGGGUUGGAGCUCAACACGGCAACGUCCUUGCGAGCCUGACGCUAUAUGGCGAGGAGUGACGUGCACAGAAGUCCCCAACUCUGAAACAAACACAAAGGGCCCGAGCAGAUAUAUCAUUGGUUUGACCCUUUCCGAGGCUCACAUCAAUGGCACUUUGCCAGACGUGUUUGGGUGGCCAAAUCUCUCAGGAAUCGGCUUUUUGACAUUGACAGGAAAUCCAGAGUUAACUGGGCCUCUUCCACCAUCAAUCAAUUCAACAUGGCUAAAUACUUUGGAUCUUCAUGACAAUGGUUUUAAUGGAAGUAUUCCAAAUAUAAAUUUUUCUUAUUAUCUUGAAAAGUUAGAUUUGAGUGGUAACAGAAUUACGGGAGAAUAUCCAAGUCAUCAAUUACAAAAUGCAAGUUCUCUUCUAUCUUUAAACAUUGGUGGAAAUAAAUUCUUCGGAAAUAUACCAGAAAAUGCCACUCGAAGCAUGAAAAGACUUCAAAAAUUAAAUAUAUCUUACAAUAACUUCACUGGAAAGUUUCCAAAUUUUCGAAAUUGGUCGAAUUUGCAAUAUUUAGAUAUCUCUUCAAAUCACUUUCAAGGACCAUUACCAAAUUUUAGUACCUCAUCAAAUUUAGAAUAUGUAUAUCUAGGUGGCAAUAAUUUUUCAGGAACAUUAACAAAUUUCUUUGAUCACUUUAAUGUUUCUAAAGUGAAAAUAGUAAAUGUGUCCGACAACAAUCUAAGUGGUUCUCUUCCAUUUAAUUUUAUUUCUUCUAAUGUUAGCUCUAUACAAGAAUUGUACUUUGAUAAAAAUAAUAUUACAGGAAGCCUUGACAUAUCUAAUAUUUUUGAAACAACACUUAUUCAAAAUCAAAGUGUGAAUCUUAAAAUUUUAAGUUUGAUGAACAAUUCUAUUAAAGAUGUUCUAUGUACCAAUAAAGAUAUCAGCCAACCAAGAACUAUGAUCAAGUUGCAAGACAAUCCAUAUUGUAAUGGAAAUGAUUAUGAUGAUGCUAGAAGAUGCUACUGUAAACAAGAUUGUAGCAUCACUCCAAUGAGCAAAAAAGUUCGAAAGAUUGUUAUCAUCUCCAUAUGCAUUAGUGUGGUGAUGGUACUCAUGAUGAUUUCAGUUGUGGGAUUAAUUCUUUUCAAAAACAAGAAAUAUAAAAAGUAUUUGCAACUUCAAUUUCAACAAAAAUUUGAUGAGUUUGAUGUCAAGCCUACUAUUUAUUCAUACAAUGAAUUAAAGGCUGCUACAAGAGACUUCCAUAUUGAAAAUAAGUUGGGAGAAGGUGGAUAUGGUGCUGUAUACAAGGGUGUAUUAUCAAAUGGAAAUGUGGUGGCUAUAAAGCAACUAUUUGUCAAAACAAAGCAAAGCAUUGAUGACUUUUCCAAUGAGAUUGUAUUGAUUACAGGCAUGAAGCAUAGAAACUUGGUGAAUUUGAAAGGGUGUUGUCUUCGCGAAAAUUCCAAGAUAUUAGUUUAUGAAUACGUGGACAACUAUGAUGUUGACCAAAUUUUACUUGGACCUCAUAGGCAAGAAGUGCCUUGGCUUUUGCGGUUGAAGAUUUGUAUGGGAGUAGCUCAUGGUCUUCACUAUCUCCAUGCAUUGGCUCAUCCGAGAGUAAUCCAUCGCGACAUCAAGGCAAGCAAUAUCUUAUUGGAUAAGAAUCUAGAGCCCAAAAUUGCAGAUUUUGGCUUGGUUUUAUUAUUUCCAGAUAAAGAAACCCACAUCAUGACUAUACAUGUUGCAGGCACCAAAGGAUAUUUGGCACCAGAAUAUGCAUCAUUGGGCCAACUUAGCGAUAAAGUGGAUGUUUUCAGCUUUGGAGUAUUAUGUUUAGAGAUAAUUAGUGGACGAAGAAAUAUUGAUGAAUCUUUACCACAAGACCAAGUUUUUCUUACUCAAUGGGCAUGGAAGCUUCAUCAAUCAAAUAAGCUAAUUGAGCUAGUAGAUCAAACAUUGCAUUUGAGUGAUGGAGAACUUCAAGACGUACUUCGGAUCAUUAAGAUUGCUUUGCUUUGCAUUCAAAAUGAUUGUGAAAGACGACCUACAAUGGAACGAGUUGUAUACUUAUUUCAAGGUGAUACACAAUCAGAGGUUGUGGUAUUAAAUAGAAGUGAAGAUUAUCUGCAUAAGCAACAAUGGUCACAAGAGAACAUACUUUCUCCUUUAACAACAGAAAUAGAAUUAUUAUCACAUGAAUAUUCUAGUGAAUUUGAACAACCUGAACUUAAGGAUAUAUAAGUGCAGUAACAAGGUCCAAUGUAAUAGUUUACUAUAUUGCUGUAUGCAAUAUGUAAGCUUAGUAUGUGUCUUUACAUUAUGUAUAUAUAAUUUAGUUUCAAACAUUGCUUACGUUAUUUUUCAGAUUUUAAUUUAAUUUUUUUACAAAAUUGAGAGUUUUAUUUA
Messenger RNA from Physcomitrium patens, 2753 nucleotides. RefSeq lists its product as uncharacterized. Gene Ontology annotation, molecular function: protein binding; ATP binding; protein kinase activity. Gene Ontology annotation, biological process: protein phosphorylation. Lineage: Eukaryota; Viridiplantae; Streptophyta; Bryopsida; Funariales; Funariaceae. The record is from RefSeq and is a predicted model, not a curated record.